GUGAAAUUCCUUCACUUUUUUAGUAUAAUGUCUAAUUCCCACUUUCCCAUUUGUUAAAGAGGACCACAUUAUAAGUGCAGCUGUGUUUUCGCCGGACUCGCCCUUAUUCCUAACGGGGGGGGUUUAAAGCGAUGGGCGAAACAACCAAUCCCAGAGCAGAAGACGUCUCCGGUCCUGACCAAUGGCUAUUGUUGAAGAAGCGGGCCAAUCACAGACAGUGCACCGAGAGAAUUAUCCUCCAUCAGAUUUGACAGUUAUAUUUUCGGCUGGAAACAGAGACCGGAAUCGAACGUGUGUGAAGAUGAACGGAAAUCACUAAGCGCCUCCCUGCCGCGCUUUCACUUCUCAACAGAGAGGGAGGAAAUCAUAGUCGACACGACGCUCCACAUACACUUGACUGUUUUCCUGACCUGGCGAUAGCACACGGGCUUAAGCAUGAAACCAAGUCCUGACCACGAAGAAGACGAAGAGGGCCUCGGGCGCUCAAAGUUUAAUUUCCAGUGCUUCCUGAAUGGAGGGAUGUCCAGCUUGCUGUCCACCCUCCCCACCAUCGUUGCCUUCCCUGUCUACAAGACUGUUUUCCGUCAGCAAAUCCACAACCAACCUUUUCCCAAGGCAGUGGGACAGCUCUUCAAAGAGGGGCCUAGGAAGCUCUUCAGGGGAGUGGCGCCACCGUUACUGAUGAAGACACUGAAUGGCACCCUGCUGUUCGGUCUUCAGGAAGCUAUCCACCACCAACUCUCGCUAUCAUCCCAAAGUGUCAUCUCCACCUCUGCCCUGCCUGCUCUGGCUGGGUUUGGUGCAGGUCUGGUGGAAGCUGUGGUGUUUACCCCCUUUGAGCGCGUGCAAAAUGUGUUGCAGAAUGGCCGGAACGACCGUGAUCUACCCACCCUGAAGAGUGUUCUUGUCAGGCUGAGGGCACAGAGGCUUACCCUUGGGUACUACAGAGCCUUCCUGCCCAUCGCGGCCCGCAAUGCUCUUGGCUGCUCCAUCUACUUUGGUCUGAAGGGGCCCGUAUGUGCUACUGUGGCGGGAGAGUGGGCCCAUCCAAUGGCUUCCUCUUUUGUAUCAGGGGCGCUGACCUCCAUGGCAAGCAGCUUGGCAAUCUACCCGCUCUCUGUGCUGGUGGCAAACAUGCAGGCACAGGUGGAAGGAGAGGUGAAAGGGGUCAUGGCUUGUUGGAGGAUGCUGUGGAUGUCUCGGGAGCAGAGUGUGGCUCUGCUUUACCGAGGAGGCUCCCUUGUUAUUUUAAGAUCAUGCAUCACAUGGGGAAUCACCACUGCUAUCUAUGACAGACAGCAGAAACUCUCGGGCUGAGAAGACGCAGAGGAACUCUCUGAGAGAUCUCAAAUUGCCAGGUUAAACUAGUCUCUUUGAAUUUAUUUUCAAAUAUAAUAUUACUGUAGCAUUCUCCCUUGAAAAUAUCCCAAGACCUAAUUUUGUCCUUGUGCAAGUGCCUCAUCCAGUCAACAGGAGUCCAGCAAGUACACGGGUGUGAUCAUCCUCUGUUUCAAACCAGCAAACACUGCUGAAUCCACAAGCCAAAGUUAACGCACCACUGCCAGGACUUGAGUCCCUGUCUCUGAGAUGGUGGGUGAGGAUUUAUCGUUAGACAAAGUUAUUUGUGCAGUAUAUUAUAUGGUGCUAGGGAAUCACAAUUGCCUUGUAUUUUCAUUUUUCUUAAAGGGGAAAUUCAGCUAAAACUCAAUGUCAGUUUAUGUGAAAAUGUCCUCUGCAGCUUUUGAUGAGUAUUUAUGUCAUUUUUAAGCUUGAAGACAACUUUAUAACAGAAAGUCUGUAUUACGAAAUGUGUAUUUUGUUGGUGGGUUAUUUACAAGGCAUGGAGGGUCUAGCAAAAUGUUGCAUUAUAGGGAAAAGGGUAGAGCCAUAAUUUUUAGGACCAGAGUCUUAAAAGGGACCAAAGUCAGGAUAUCUCAUCCUCUGCUGCUUUAUUUACUUCCGGUCCUACAUUAUGCGGUUGAAUGAAUGUUUAAGUUACAUUGUCAAGUUUUUAUGUUUUAAAAUAGGAUUUGUUUAUUUAAAGGGCUGUGACAAAUACGUUAUGACUCAGGGGUCAGCACUGGUACCUCACAGCAUGAGGGUCCUGGCCAACAAUCCGAAUCGGGCAGUAUAUCACUGCUACACUCUGUCAAUCCACACAGGGUGUAUCCUGCCUCUCGCCUGGUGUGGGACAUGCUCCAUUAACCUCUGCAAUCAGACUAGAACCAUGCAUGGAUGAAAUAAAUAUGUUUAUUAUUCACAAAAUAAGUCUCAGUGAAAGAUAAAUUGUCCACAGUCUGUCUGUAAUCUCAGUGUAUACAUGUAAAUCGAGAAUAACUGUCCCAGGAAAGUGCAUUAAUAAACUAAUCUUAUCUAACAUUCCCUGAAGUGGAUUCUGUUGUGUCUUUGCCGUUCACACACUAUUCUGGAGGAUUUGUUUUUUUUUGUCAGAUUGUGUUAUAUUAUAAUCAGUCCACUAGAUGGUACUGUGUUAAAAAAAAAGACAACAUGAAGUCAUCCACUCCAUCAACAAUGGGAGCUCAGUGCGCUGGAGCCGGGGACAGGGGCGGACGAAAGGUGCUCAUGGAGCAACCCAUAAUAUCUCCGGGAAGCCAGACAGGGAGGGUGUCCAAUUAGAACUCCUCCUGUGGGCUAGCCAAUGGGAGAUGGAGCAGUGGGUUCCACGUAGGCUUGCAGAAGGGCGUGUUGUCUCUAUUUAAACCGUUGGCUUUGCACGGAUUACACAGACGCACCCUACCUGUAGAGGACAUUGUCACUGCGCAGCCUUCACCAGAACUCUUUCAACAUGGAUGUGCCACCCCCUAAGCCCGAUGUUGCUGCAGUCAAGGACUUUAACAAGGGUAGCCUAAAACGGAUUACUACAAAAGAAAGCACAUUGUUACCAACCAGUAAAGACAUUGAAGAGGAGAAGAAACAAAAUCAAGAACUAAAUGUGAAGAAGUAACCAAAACAUGCCGGCCAUGAUUCCUCUUCUCCACGCCUGCCCCCUUAUGUGCCCGUACACCAGACAGGAAUCCUGCCCAUCAGCUCCGCCUCUGUCUCUGUUUUCCACGCUGCCAUGUUUGAUUAUAAAUGGUGUUUGGGUUGAUGCUACGGGAAAAAAUCGGUCUGUGAUCCCAAAGUAAAUGAAUUCAAUAGAUGUAUUUUCCGGGCUUUUUUCCAUGCAAUGACCGAAAAGAGAGUAAUAAAGAUAUGACAGGGCGUAGCUUAAAUACAAACAAACAACUGUAUCAAUGGAAAUCCAUCAAAGAUCCUGCUGUGUUAACAAUACCACACGUAUACUGCUAAAUCGUGCCAUAAAAAAAAUGGGUUUUUUUUUUAAAUAAAAAAAUCAAUGCUAAAA
Molecule: messenger RNA, 3364 nt
Organism: Hippoglossus stenolepis (Pacific halibut)
Lineage: Eukaryota; Metazoa; Chordata; Actinopteri; Pleuronectiformes; Pleuronectidae
Product: solute carrier family 25 member 53
Exons: 4
Coding region: 436-1317 (293 amino acids)
Source: RefSeq, a predicted model, not a curated record